ACACACACACACACUCACAUACACACACUCACACACACACUCACAUACACACACACUCACACACACACACGCAGGCCCAUCCCACCUUAUUCACUCCAUCCACAUGCUCUAUCAGACAGCCAGGAGCAGAUAAGCCUGAGGAACACAGAAAGUUUUGCCUCAGUUUUGUCUUCAUUGUCCACUCCACUCAUCCGACUUGUUCGCUCUUCUUCUUCUUUACUUUUUAUAGUCUGUGAUUUUGCAGCAUGUGUACAGGAAGGUGUUCUCGUUUCGUUGCCGGAGCUCUUUACCCGCUCGCCCUCAUCUCCAUCAUCUGCAACAUCAUCCUGUUUUUCCCUGACUGGCAGGUUACCUACGCCAGGGAUGGAUACAUCACCGAGGAGGUGAAAUACAUGGGAGGACUGGUCGGAGGAGGACUGAUGGUUAUAGCUCCAGCUCUGUUUAUUCACAUCACUGGAAAGCAAGGAUGCUGUGCUAACCGCUGUGGGAUGUUCCUGUCCAUCCUGUUUGCAGCGGUAGGAGUGUGUGGCGCUCUCUACAGUUUCACAGUGGCCAUGUUAGGGCUGAUUAAUGGGCCAUACUGCAAUACGGGACUGGUGUGGCAAACUCCAUUUAAAAACAAAUCACAGAACUACCUGCAGCACCGUGACAUGUGGGGUGUGUGUACAGAGCCCAAAGGUGUGGUGGAGUUUAACAUCGGACUCUUCUCCACUCUGCUCGUCUGCAGCACACUGCAGCUCCUCCUGUGUGCAUCACAGAUGAUCAACGGCCUCAUCGGCUGCAUCUGUGGGGCCUGUGUAGAGAAAGGGCCUCUGUAAGUGUGCACUUCACCCAGGGAGCCCUAAUGAGUCACACAGCGUUAUGGAUUGGACUCCCAAACUCUAAUAAAUAUCUAAUUCACAUGUUAAUAAGUCAAUGAGUUAAUAAGUAAACUGUAAUAAAAACAUCAAAGGAAAAUGAGACUCUCAGCAUUUAGCUGUAAUCUGUCUGAUGUAAAGCUUUUAAUACUCACAGAUUGUUCACAUUUAUGUUGUUGUUUGUUGAACAUCAAUCAUCAUGGAAUCUUGUCGUCUUUUCCCCUGAAUAUAAAUAAUAAAUAAUAAACCUGUUUAUAAUUAAUACUCAGUGAUUAAUGAUGAAUAAACUCCACACCUGUCAUCACCUUUCCAUCUCUAUCUUUAAUCACCCUUAUCUGUUGUCCAUCCUUCCCGUCUCUAUCUCUCUGUCUCACUAAUCUGCACGCUCUCCUCACCUUCCCUCGUGUCUAACCUGACACACAACCUCAUCACGUCCCUCUUCCCUCUGUGCUGUGAUUCCUUGUUCCUCUUCCUAUCCACACCAUAAUAAAACAGUUUGUAACCCCUCCA
Tachysurus vachellii is the source of this 1367-nucleotide messenger RNA. RefSeq names its product transmembrane 4 L six family member 21a (gene tm4sf21a). Gene Ontology annotation, cellular component: membrane. NCBI's taxonomy places the organism in Eukaryota, Metazoa, Chordata, Actinopteri, Siluriformes, Bagridae. Bases 246 to 818 code for a protein of 190 amino acids. The transcript has 5 exons. The record is from RefSeq and is a predicted model, not a curated record.